Messenger RNA from Scylla paramamosain (green mud crab), 1528 nucleotides. RefSeq names its product trans-1,2-dihydrobenzene-1,2-diol dehydrogenase-like. The transcript is spliced from 8 exons. Lineage: Eukaryota; Metazoa; Arthropoda; Malacostraca; Decapoda; Portunidae. Bases 144 to 1154 code for a protein of 336 amino acids. Gene Ontology annotation, molecular function: nucleotide binding. The record is from RefSeq and is a predicted model, not a curated record.
AAUCGUGAAACAAAAAUACAUAAUGAGUUGCCAGAAUUUCCAACCGGUAUAUAGGGAGCACAGCAUGGGAGCAGCUGAACAGAGUGGCUGUCGACGUGGAGCUGAUCUGAAGAUUACCCUUGUACUCUCCUCUACCAGUCACAAUGGCUUGUCCAACGCGGUGGGGCAUCGUCAGUGCCGGCAUGAUUUCCUCGGACUUCGUGGCGUCCCUCAAGGCGCUGCCCGCGGACGAGCAUCGAGUAGUGGCGGUGGCGGCGCGAAGCCUGCAGUCCGCCAAGGCGUUUGCUGCCAGGCACGGGAUAGAGAAGAGCUACGGGUCUUACUCUGAGCUGGCAUCGGAUCCUGAUAUCGAUGUGGUAUACGUUGGCGCGGUGCAAACCAAACAUCUGGAGGUGGCGUCACAGAUCCUGCGAAGUGGCAAGGCUGUGCUGUGCGAGAAACCCUUAUGCAUGAAUGUACGAGAGACGCAGAAGCUGCUGGACGUGGCGCGCGAAAAUAAGGUCUUCCUGAUGGAGGCCAUCUGGUCGAGGUUCUUCCCUGUCUAUAAAGAACUCGGGCGACGCAUCAAGGCAGGAGAGAUCGGCGAUGUUGUGCAAGUGAUCGCCUCGUUCGGCAGGAACCUGCAGCACCUCCAGAGAUUGCAGACGAAAGAGACUGGAGGUGGAGUAACGCUGGACAUCGCCCUCUACCCUAUCCAGCUGACGAGCUUCGUGAUGGGUGGCGAGCGUCCUCUCAAGAUCUUGGCUGGGGGACACCUUAAUGUCCACGAAGUGGACGAGACGAUCAGUGCCUCUCUGGUAUACUCGAAGGGACGCGUUGCCUCUAUCUCUGCUUCCAUGAAGGUUGAUCUGCCCUCGGAAGCUCACAUCAUCGGCACAAAGGGAACUAUCAAGAUUCCUUUCCCUGUGUGGUGCCCUGAACAUCUGGAGGGACCCUCAGGAAACUUCGAGGCGCUUCUUCCCAAAACUGGAGAGACGUUCAACUAUGAUAACAGCCAGGGACUCAUGUACGAGGCGAUGGAGGUGCGGCGCUGCCUGAAGGAAGGACUUCUGGAGAGCCCUGGGGUGAGCCACGCCGAGUCCCUCACUAUCGCCACCAUCAUGGAGGCAGUGCGCACUCAGGUGGGCACCGUGUACCCGCAGGAUUUCCAGUAGAGAGACCACUGCAGUAAGUGACAGUCCGCCCAAGGAUCCUCCUGUAGAGUCCAUGUAAGAGUAUCUGUUGUCUUUUUUCUUAGCGAGGCACAAAGCUUGUCGUGAUUUGAAGAAUAUUCGAGUCUUAUUCAGGCAAUUAUAGUAUAUGAAUGUAGAGUGUGGCCAAAGGAGCAAGAACAUGUGAGCAAAUAAUAAUAGUAGUAACGCUUCUUUAACUUUAAAGUCAGUGUUCAGCACCAUUUUUGUCUUCUGAAUAAAAAAAAAAAAAAAAACGAAACCUAAUGAAUAGUAAUGAUUGUUAAGGUCUUAAGUCAGUGUUCGGCACCAAACGUUUGGCUGUUAUUGUUCGUCUCGUGAAAUAAAGAAAAACGAAG